UCUCGACUCGCAAACGACGCGACUUCACUCCGAAGUGCGUGUGUUUUAUUCAGUGUGUUUGUUGCCUGUUGUGGCAGAGUGCGACGUAUUGGUGUGCUUCUAUUUGUGUGUGUAUGCGUGAGAGGGCGCCAAGUUAUUGUGUCUUUAGCAACCAGCAGCAGCAACAGCAAACAGCAACAGCGAGAACCAUAAACAGCAACAUUAAACCACCUGCCACGGCGCGUUGCUAUUUUCAAUAGCAAUAAAAAAAACAGACAAAAAAGCAACAGCAAAAGCAAAUAUAUACAUAAACACACUCACGCACAAAGCUGACAGCCACUUCCCACUGACAAUUUGCAUAAAGAAGAAACAACAACUAGACAGCGAAAUUGUCGGAAGUUGUGUUUAAACAGCAUCUGCAGCAAAGGAAAGCGAAAUAAAUUCGCUGCGCGCAUAAGUAGGCAACAGUUUUUUGUUGUUGCGGCCCACAAUGGAAAUGGAUGUCAAUCGCCAGGCACAACACAAUGCCAACCUAAUGACCAUAUCCGCCCGCUGUUGUCCCACCAACAACAAUGCAGCAACAGACACAACAGAAGCAGCAGCAACAACAACAACAACAACAGCCACGUCCUCGUCUUCGUCGCCCUCGUCGUACGGUUGUUGCGGCAUCUUGAGUCGCCUGUUCUGCGUGAGUCGCCACAAGGCGACACGCUUGGUGGCAGGCACUGAAUGCAGCCAAACCGAAACGCUAUUCAUGCAACGCAAAACACUAACGACUCAGCCAGCGGCAGCAGCAUCGCAGCGACGUCGACGCACCCCUCAAGAAAUCUAUUUCGAGAGUCGCGGUAAAUCCUGCAAGAAGCUAUUGAAAUUCAAUGGCAAUUCCAAUAAGAUAUUGCUGUAUCCUGAAGAGGGAUGGGCGCGCACCGCCUCCUCAAGCUACUGGACCAUCACGCCCUGCUGGUGGCAGCCGAAUCGUUGUCGCAUUGUCGAAUGUUCUGGCACGCAACGGCAGGCAACCAGAGCAAGGAUGUUGCCCAUGGAGCAGCAGGGUUCGCUGCUGAUUGCCGGACACUUUCGCAGGCCGCCAAUAACAGCGACAGGCGGUGCAACAACACCAGCAACAGCAACGCCACAAGGCUUCCGUGAUGGAGGGAAUGGAGAUGGUGCGAGAGGAGCGGCGGGAAAUGAAAGUGGAAGCUGUAGUAGAGCGCAGUCAAAGUCAAAAUCACAGAUGGCUUACAAUGAUGAGUUCAAACUGUAUUUGACAUCGAACAUCUCGAUGGAGGACUACAACAUGGGCUACUGCCUCACCGGAUUCGUCGAGCGUCGUUGCCAACAGACAAACACCUUUCAAAUGACACAUUUUGCUGUAAUCAAACGGCAAUGGCCACCACCGUCCAAUCUCAGCAACUCAUAGGCAGGCAGGCAGCCUUGUGAGUACAUCAAGCCAAAUACCCCUUAGUACGUACGUCAGUAUUGAAAGUCCACUCUGUUUUUGGACUAACUAAGCAUAGCUCUUAAGUAGUCCAAUUUGCAACAAUUUGCUGCAACUCUCUGGCCUCGUCAUUACGCUGAACAACUACUAGUGUUAUGGAGCCAUGGAGCAAUAAAAAGUUACAAAAAAAAAAAAAGAAAAGACUAGCAGCGGCCGAAAAAAAAUUACAAAAGUUAGAACGUAAUUACGCCAGGCUGAAAGUUUCCACUUCUCCUUUAAUUUUUGUUAAAUAUUUCUAUGUGUGUAUUAGUGCGUAAUGUGUAAUUUUAACUAAAUGCUCUAGACGUGCUUAAUUCGUGUGCUUUCAAUGUUAUAUGGUAUAAACUACGAAACUGAACAAAACUAAAUAGCAAACAGAAACAAAAUUAAAAAAAAAAUAUAGCGAGACCAAAAAAGUAACUUCGUUAUGCCGAAGCCGAAAUACCCUUGCGGAGAAAAGCCAUUAAAUUAUAGAAAGAGGUAAUCUUUAAUAAAUUUAAAUAAUUUCCACUAUUUACCAUCAAUUUAUUAUUUUUCAUUUCGAUUUCAAUUUACAAAUGAAUUCCGCAUAGCAAAUCUGCAAGGGUGCGAAAAUUCCAAAUACAAAUAACUGCAGAAUAAAAAAAGUAGUAGCUGUUAAAAGCUAAAAUGCAUCUAAACCGCUUUGCUGGCCCCACACACCAACACACUCACACCCUCACGCACACACACAUACUUGCACACUCGUACACAUAUUGCGUUUAAGUCUUGACGCUUGGCCAGCUACUUAAUGCUUAAAAAGUGCAACAAAUUGAAACAUGUGCUUGUCGAAGCAUGUGAUUGUGUGCCAAGAGGCAUGUGUACGUGUGCUCGCAUUUGUGUGGGUGUGAGUGAGUAGUAUACGUGCAUAUGUGUGUGUGUGUGUGUGGCUCUUUCCUUACUACUUAAAGCUCUUCAAGCAGGCGAGCUUUGGCGUAUUGCCUUUAAGCUUAAAUAUGCACAGCGCAUACGAUUGUUUUUCUUUCAUUUUAUAAUUUUAGCUAGCAUCAAUGCGUAUCAGCAUCAAUUAAUAACGCGUAGGAAUGAUUCCGUUAAACAUUAAUUUAAUAACGCUGAUCGCAUUGCAUCGCAUUCUACGCUAUGCUCUAAUCUAUCACUAGAAGACUCACUAAACAAAAACUCUCUUAUCUCGUACAUUCUCUCACACUUUUUGAGCAUAAACCGCAACGUAUAUCAACAAUUCGUCCAAUAAUUGGAGUCUUUCGGCGCAACAAAUGGCUUUACAGCCACUACAAGGCCGAAGCUCCAAUUGCCAAAAACCCUAAGUGUUAAAAAUGGCAAAAAGAACCGAAAACCAAAAGAAAAUGACAACUUAAACCAAAGUUAAUUAAGUAGAUACAAAAAAAAAGAAAAACAAACAAAAGAAAAAAUAGAAUUUUAAGUGCUAUGCAAAUCAAAGCCAAAAAAUAUUUACAAAGAUAGAACUUAAAUAUUAGUAAACUGAAC
Messenger RNA from Drosophila nasuta, 2941 nucleotides. RefSeq lists its product as uncharacterized. NCBI's taxonomy places the organism in Eukaryota, Metazoa, Arthropoda, Insecta, Diptera, Drosophilidae. The transcript has 2 exons. Bases 470 to 1399 code for a protein of 309 amino acids. The record is from RefSeq and is a predicted model, not a curated record.